UCAUCUUGACAACAGUGGGUAUGCAAAACUCGCGUGCAUGCUCCAUUAUCUGCGAGUAGUGUGUUUAUUGUGUGAAUUUUCUCUUUGAAUUUAUAUCUCCCUCGCAAAAAUGGUGUCUCUAAAUCCUGUCCGAAUUUUGAAACAUGAAGCAGAAGAAGAGAAAGCAGAAGUUGCCAGGUUAUCAAGUUUUGUCGGAGCUAUUGCUAUCGGUGAUCUUGUCAAGAGCACACUUGGACCCAAAGGAAUGGAUAAAAUUCUUGUAGCUCACGGAAGAAGUGCAGGACAGGUGGAAGUAACAAAUGACGGUGCCACUAUCCUCAAAGCCAUUGGAGUUGAUAAUCCAGCCGCUAAGAUUCUAGUCGAUAUGUCAAAGGUCCAAGAUGAUGAAGUAGGAGACGGGACAACUUCAGUUACAGUUCUUUCUGCUGAGCUACUGAGAGAAGCUGAAAAAUUAGUAGACCAAAAAAUUCACCCACAAGUUAUUGUAGCUGGUUGGCGCAAGGCCACAGUUAUUGCCUCAAAAGCCUUACUGGAUGCAUCCAUGGACCACAGCGCUGACCCAAAGGCGUUCGAAGAAGAUCUACUCAACAUCGCACGGACAACUCUCAGCUCCAAAAUCCUUUCUCAGCACAAAGAGUAUUUCGCAAAACUAGCUGUCCAAGCCGUUCUUCGACUUAAAGGCUCCGGCAAUCUUUCCGCCAUUCAGAUCAUCCGCAAAAGUGGUGGUAGCCUAGAAGAUUCGUUUUUGGAUGAAGGAUUUCUACUUGACAAGAAAGUCGGCCAGCAUCAACCUAAGCGCAUCGAGGAUGCUCAAAUUCUCAUCGCCAACACACCCAUGGACACCGACAAGAUCAAAGUUUUUGGCUCCAGAGUUCGAGUGGAUUCAAUGGCCAAAAUCGCUGAUCUGGAACUAGCAGAGAAAGAAAAAAUGAAAAGCAAAGUAGAUAAAAUUAUAAAACACAAGUGUAAUGUAUUUAUCAACAGGCAGUUGAUCUACAACUAUCCUGAACAACUUUUCGCUGAUGCUGGUGUAAUGGCGAUAGAGCAUGCUGACUUUGAUGGCAUUGAGCGUUUAGCCCUCGUAACUGGUGGAGAAAUUGUUUCAACUUUUGAUAAUCCUGAUCUUGUUAAAUUGGGCCAUUGUAAACUCAUCGAAGAGAUCAUGAUUGGUGAAGACACGCUGUUACGAUUCUCUGGAGUUCCUCUUGGUGAAGCUUGCACUAUCGUAAUUCGUGGAGCUACUCAGCAGAUUAUCGAUGAAGCCGAUCGGUCGCUGCAUGAUGCUCUUUGUGUUUUAGCCGCUACUGUCAGAGAAAGCAGAAUUAUCUAUGGUGGAGGUAGCGCUGAGAUGCUGAUGUCAGUUGCUGUGAGUGCCGAGGCUGCCAGAACUCCAGGCAAAGAAGCGGUAGCAAUGGAAGCUUUUGCCAGAGCCCUACAAACUUUACCAACCGCCAUUGCAGAUAACGCUGGAUAUGAUUCCGCUCAACUCAUCAGUGAACUCAGAGCAGCUCAUGUCCGGGGGAGCUUGUACUCUGGCCUUGAUAUGGACCAAGGCCGAGUAGAAGAUAUGAGAAAAUUAGGAAUCACGGAAUCCUACGUCGUCAAAAGGCAAGUACUUCUCUCUGCAUCUGAAGCUGCGGAAAUGAUUCUACGUGUAGACGAUAUCAUUAAAGCUGCUCCGAGAAAACGAACAGAAGAUCGCGGCCAUUGCUAAGACCGAUCAAUCAACUUUAAUUUUGCCUGUGUUUCAAAGGCCGGUGAUAUUACGUUGAUACUGGCAGAAGGUUCUUUUGCCAGUGACACCAGGCGGAGAAGAUCAAACUGAUGUCAGCUGUGUUUAUUGCUUUGUUUUCCUACUAAUAUAUUAUUUUAAAGUUAGGUUUAAGAUUCCCCGUGCUGUUUCAUCCUUUUGUUAAUCGAUUGCAUUUUGUACAAGUUUUUACACAUCGCACUUUCCAUCCAUCAAUUUUUUGUAUCUGCAAGAUAACAUCCUUUAAUGCUUGUCAUUAAUUCAAUAAAAAAUGAAAUAUUUUCUUUUUU
Messenger RNA from Bemisia tabaci, 2040 nucleotides. It is a transcript of the gene CCT2, whose product is annotated as chaperonin containing TCP1 subunit 2. Gene Ontology annotation, biological process: protein folding. Gene Ontology annotation, cellular component: chaperonin-containing T-complex; cytosol. The record is from RefSeq and is a predicted model, not a curated record. Gene Ontology annotation, molecular function: ATP hydrolysis activity; ATP-dependent protein folding chaperone; ATP binding. Lineage: Eukaryota; Metazoa; Arthropoda; Insecta; Hemiptera; Aleyrodidae.